Molecule: messenger RNA, 2055 nt
Organism: Anopheles coustani
Lineage: Eukaryota; Metazoa; Arthropoda; Insecta; Diptera; Culicidae
Exons: 2
Coding region: 1-2055 (684 amino acids)
Source: RefSeq, a predicted model, not a curated record
AUGGCCAAGAAAGACUACGAUUUCGUGUCAGCCAGCAUGACACCACAGUACAUUGUAACCUUGUCGGUGUUGAUGUUCACCUUGUCUUCGACCAAUGGCUCACUUAAUGCGCCCCGGUCGAUCGACUGUCAGUCCAACUCCAUAUUAAUGGAAACCGCGAUCCUUGAGAACUAUUUGACCGACCAACACACCGUGGCGGUGAUAGACUCGUACUCCGAAAUUCCCAUCGUGUCACCGAAUUGUCUUCGUACUCCCAUCAAACUACAAGCCUUCACGCUGAAUCGCUUCCAACGAUUUGUUGAGGAGACGUAUGAGCAGAACACGCAACAACUCGAUUACCGAACGAACGAAUGUUUCGUAGGAGCUGGCCAUGUCGAGCAGCUGGUGGAAGAGUUGAUCCCAUUUCUGGCACGGUAUAACCCCCGCGCCAAGGUGAUGUUGAUAAUGCAGCACACGUCCGGGGAGCAGCUGGCCGAACUGUUCCACAUCGCCUGGUAUCGAUAUCGACUUCUUCAGCUCGUCGUCCUCAACCACCACGAGAACGAUACGAUGGAAAGUUGCGUCUUCAAUCCGUUCCACAAGCAAACCUCUCUGAGUGUGUGGCCACCGGAAACUAUACCAUCCGAUCUUGAGUGCCGUUUGCUCACGGGUGUCAACGAGUUGAUGUCGUACAGUGCGGAGUUGACCCUGUUCACUCACGAAAGGGUACGCAACCUGCACGGAUAUCCAUUGAAAAUAGCGAUGCAUUCGAGUAACGGUUCGACUUCGGCAUACGAUUGCAUUCUCGGCACGGUCACCUUCACCGACAUCGAUCAGGAGAUCCUGGCGAUCAUGCAGAGUAUGCUGAACUUCAGCAUGAUCCUGCACAAUGCCGAGCUGGAGCUUUCGAUCGGAUACAUUCACGCGAAUGGAACGCCCGUCGGGACGCUGGGAUUGAUCGAAAACAAUCUGAUCGAUCUGGCAGCAAACUCCCGCAUCAUACACAACUACGACACGCGCAAUCUGCUGUACUUGCACUACAUCACGACGGAGAAGCUGGUGUUUAUAACGCCCCGAAACUUUUACCGCAACCGCGACAUAACGCUCGUCUUCAUCAAUCCUUUUAGCGUGGCGUACAUGUUGACGAAUGUGCUGCUGUCGUUCGGUGCCCCGCUAACGAUCUAUCUACUCGAGCGUGUGGCACACCGGUUGCCCGUCCCGGUGACCACCCGGCAGCAAUCGUUUGGGACGAAGGUGCUCAACACGGUCGGAAUCAUCUACAACGUAUCGGUCCAACUUCCCCGUUCGGCCCGCAAGCGGUGGAUCAUCGUCGGCUUGCUGGUGUACAACAUCGUGUCCUACCCGAUCUGGCAGGGCGUCACGAUCCGCUACCUGCAGCCGAGUAACGAGCAGGUAAACAACAUCAACAGUCUCGAGCAGCUGAUCGAUACCGAUCUGACGCUAAAAGUUUCGCAGUACCACGAGCACAUCGUACGCCACGAAGGGCCGCACCAGCAGAACCCGGUGUACCGGGAGCUAACGGGCCGUCUGAACACCAAGAACACUUCCUCACUGCGUCGCUCGAUCGAGAAGAUCAUCGUCGAUCGUGAUACCGCACUGCUCAUCUCGGACGUGUACGUCCCACUAGUGUUGGCCGGGAACUACAAGUGGAUUCCGGGAAAACCGGACGCCAUCUGGUCGAUCGGGAAGCCGAUCUAUGAGUUUUACAAAUCGAUGGCCGUCCCAAAAACAUCCCCAUUCGUGCAACCGCUCAACUCGAUCGUGUUGGCUAGUGUGGAGGCAGGUCUCAACGAUCGUUUCAUGCAUCAACUCGAGACGGUGGUACAGCUGAUGAAAAUCCGUCGCAUCAAGGAGCAUCCGGCCAAGCCGAAUUACAUUGUGUUCAAUAUGGAGCAUUUAAUGCCGCUGUUUGUCUUCUACUUCGCAAUGAUGGCGCUGGCGUGUGUUAUUUUCCUGCUGGAGAUCGUCGUUUGGCGUAUAACGGAGGCAAGGGGGCGUCGAGUAAUUCCCCCAGCUGUCGACGAUGAUUACGUACCAUUUGAAUUUGUCCUAUGA